AUGAAUCAGCGUGUGGUAGCAACAAAUUCGAAUCUUGUAAAAGGCGUCCUGGUGUUUUGGUCGCCGUUUCACGACCCUCGAGUCCAUGAGAGCGCCCCAGUGGGUGUACACGUGACCACCGUGCGAGCGCUAGACGAAUCAGCGCCUGGGAAGCCCGUCGCCUACAGCCUCUUGGAUGUCAAGGACUCGACCUUCUUCCAUCUGAAUCACGUGACGGGAAACCUGACCACGGCGCGACCCAUCACCCGCAAGGUCGGCGAUAAGUACGAGGUGAUCGUGGCAGCCGUGAGUCAGGGUGUCACCGAGGUGAAGACGAUGCAGAUCGAGGUGACAGUGCCCAAUCAGUACCCGCCCCGAUUUGAGCACCCUGUGUACCGCUCUGAGGUGCACCAGACCCGUACCAGGCCCGGAUACCCGGUACUCCAGGUUCGCGCCCAUGACCCGGACCCGGUGCCAUACAACGCUGAGGUCUACUACCGCCUCGAAGCCGGGCCGGAGUCUACGAGGGCGCUCAGGUACCUCGCACUGGACGGCAUCACGGGCGAAGUGAUGCUCAACCGAAGCCUCGCGGACGUGCCGGACUCCACAAUCGCAUUCACGGUCAUCGCUGAAGACGGUGGCUCCCCCAAGCAACAAGACCGGGCCCGCGUCGAGAUCCUCGUCAAGACCAUCUCCGACCCGCAAAACACGCGCGCCGUCGUGGUGAACGAGACGAGCGUUCGCAUAUGUUGGCAGCGGCCCCUCUACGGCAACGUGUCCGGCUACGUGGUCAAGUACAGGGCGACCUCGGAAAACGUCACCUCGUACGUCAACGUGACCACGAGUGCCCCCGACAAGUGCGUCCCGGUGCUCAAGCUGCGACCGUGGACCGACUACGAGUACCGCGUGUACGCCUGGAACGACCGAGAAGAGGGCAUCGGCAGCCCUGUCGACAGAUUCACCACGCGCAUCGACUACUGCCUGAUGAACGUCUGCAAGCAUGGUUCAUGCGAGGCCAUCGACGCGCGUCCCGGUUACCGUUGCCUCUGCGAUCCGGGCUUCUACGGCGAGGCCUGCGAGCACUUCGACCCGUGCUCCGAGAACCCGUGCAAGACGUUCGGCACCUGCGUCAACACGGGCCACGGCGAGUACCGCUGCGACUGCUUCACGGGCUUCUCCGGCCGCAACUGCUCGGACUUCAAUCCGUGCCUGCUCAAGCCUUCCGCCUGCCUCCACGGUGGCGUGUGCCAGUCGAACGCGUCGCACAUGUUCACCUGCCACUGCGUGGACGGCUACUACGGCAAGACCUGCCACCAGUACGACCCGUGUUACUCGUCGCCCUGCUUGCACGGUGCCCGCUGCCUGAACGAGUCGGACGUGAAGUUCAGCUGCCAGUGCGUGGCAGGAUACGCGGGAAACCUCUGCGAGCAGAACAUCAACGAGUGCCUCUCAAGUCCGUGCAAGAACCGCGGCGAGUGCGAGGACGGCAUCAACAGCUUCACCUGCCACUGCCCUCCUGGUUACGGGGGCCCCCUGUGCGAGCUGAGAGACACGUGCCCGGAGGAACUACAGCAGACUGACAAGGGCCCCUUCCACUGGCAACCCACAGCUCACGGUUCGGUGGCCAAAGUUGAGUGUCCGUACGGAGCCUACAACCCAGCCAGCGAGUACAAGUACGCGAGACGGAAAUGCCGGCUCUUGCCCAGUGGUCAGACAGGAUGGAUGAAGGUGUCGGCGCAGCACUGCCGGUACAAGAGCUUUCAGACGGCCGAGAACAUCACCUCCGAGUUGGAGUUUCUGACGCACGAUCCGAGCAACAUCAGCCCGGAUCAGCUACAGAGCUUCGCCGAAAAGAUUGAGCCUGUCGUCGAAUACGCCAUCAAGGACAUCAAGAUUGCGCAAGCCAUGAUUCACGUGAUCAGCAACUUCCUCGCACUGAACGACAGCGUAAUCGAAGAAGGAGAUGCAAAGGGAUUGGCUGUCGAAAAGCUGGUUUCGGUGGUGGAGAGGUUCACCUCGGAGGUGGUACUCGGAUCCGGUGCUCUUAUCAUCGAGAACGAGAACCUUGUGGUCAAGGCGGUUGCCUGGUCGCCCAAGCUUCUGUCCCAAGGCCAGGACUUCCUCAGCUUUUCGCUGCGCUCCAACGGAGACCACUACCUGCACGAGGACUUCUCUGGAGACGGCGACGAGCAAGAAAACAGAGACAACAUCGUGAUCACCAUCCCGUUUGAGGCCCUGUCGAUGGCCAUCAACAGCUCGCUCCUGGCGUCCGGUGAGCCGUACCGCCCCAUACACGAAGUGGAGAAAGGACCUCGCAUCGCCUUCAUCUCCUACCGCAACGACAAGUUCUUUCGACCGGUUAGACACCACCCCGGUUCUCUGGUCAGUGCAGGACAAGUCGUGCUCUCCGCCAAGAUCGGCGACAACAAGAUCGAAAACUUGACGGAACCCUUGGUCUACUCGUACCCGACUUACAACGCGGAGAGACGCAUCUGCGCAUUCUGGAAUGAGCGCCGUAAGGAGUGGUCCACCGCUGGAAUAACGACAAACAAGUCCGGAAACGUGACUGUGUGCACCUCAACGCACAUGACCGCGUUUUCACUGCUCCUGGAUCCCGUCCCGGGAAUGGUCACGGCACGUCACCACUACCGGAUUCUCUCGCUCAUAUCCUACGUGGGUUGCAUCAUGUCUGUCGUGGGCCUCUUCUUCACCAUACUGACCUAUUCCCUUUUCAGAUGCCUCAACAAGGACCGCUCUGGCAAGAUCCUGCUCAACUUGUGUUCCGCCAUGCUCCUGCUGAACGUGUCCUUCUUGGUGGGCUCGCUACACGAGCGGUUCCCCAGACUCGAACUGUGUAUGGGCACGGCCGUGGCCACGCACUACUUUCUGCUCGCGUGCCUCGCCUGGAUGGGCGUCGAGGCCUCGAACAUGUACCAGAUGCUGGUGCACGUGUUUGCCACGUCGGAGACGUGCUUCAUGCUCAAGCGCAUCCUUGUCGCCUGGGGAAUUCCGGCUGUCAUAGUUGGAACUUGUCUGGCCAUUGACUUGGAGCCUUACAGAAAUCGAGAUGACUACUGCGUCAUAUCUUCUAAAAACCAACUCAUCUACUACAUCGCCUUCUUGGGCAUCUCCUGCUUCAUCCUUUUCGUCAACCUACUCGUCUUUAUCAUGGUCACCCGCGUACUGUUCAAACCCCGCAUGGCCGAGGCCAAUAGCGGAAAAUCGGCGAACCACAACUCGUGCUCCGCCUCUAGCCCAUCUGGCGGUGGUACGGAUAACCUUCCAAUCACCGCGACGCAAGUCAGGGGUGCCUUCACGGUGAUGACUCUUCUCGGGGUCACGUGGAUCUUCGGAGUGUUCGCCGUGGGGGAAGCCAAGACCGUUUUCCAGUACGUCUUCUGCGUCUGCAACUCGAUGCAGGGCUUCCUGAUCUUCGUGGUUAGGGUGCUGCAGUACCCGGAGGCACGCGCUUCCUGGACGCAACUGGUCACCACGGGCACAUUCAAGAAGCACCGAGGCGGUGCAGUUCCCGCCGGGUCCUGGUGUGCGAACUCGAAUCCCAAGCAGAACAGCCACUCGUCCAUGGUUCGGGUAACAUCUAGCAGCACGGACAGCACGAGCACCGUGGUGUUCAACAGCAACAUCUGGAGUAAAGGAGGUAAUGGUGCCACACCGGGUUCCAGAGACCAUCCAGCGAAGCUGCCCCGGUUCUCCGGUGUUGGGAAGUUGUUGAAGAACUCGAAUGUGCAAAAGGACGAUAAGAAUUCAGGGACGCUGACUAAGAAGAAAAAGCCCUCACACAAGGUGGUUACCGACGAACCUGUAUCCAAGGACAACCACAAGGAGUUCUACUCUUCCGAACACCAAGUUCCAUCUAUGGUGCCCGACCUUUACUCGGGUCAGGAGCAGCAAACCAUCAAGACCAACACCUUGAGAGUAUCCGAACCCGUGAACCAGUUUCACGACCCGUCGCGUAACAUGCCAACAACCAUCGCGCUGGCCGGCGACCAGAAGGCGCACAUCCUGUUCGCCUACGCUGGCGGUGAAACCACUCCCAUUCGAAUCAACGGCGUUGUUCAGACACCUUUGGACAAGCCCAAGCUGGAGUCCUUCAGCACUUUCCAGAGGCCCACUCCUGUGCCCGCCAGCACGCCAAGCGUGCCGGAACUUCCCCAUUUUUGGAACGUUCCUGCAGAAACGGCGACUGUGGCGGUGGAACCUUCUCUAGCCGCUGCUUCAGAUCGUGAUCCUCUCCGUAACUCCACCCUCAAGACGACCACUGAAGAGACGUCGUUUACGAUAGCGAAAGGAUCUGGUGUCUCGGUCGCGUCCUGA
This is a messenger RNA of Rhipicephalus microplus (southern cattle tick), 4314 nucleotides long. RefSeq lists its product as uncharacterized. Lineage: Eukaryota; Metazoa; Arthropoda; Arachnida; Ixodida; Ixodidae. Gene Ontology annotation, cellular component: membrane. Gene Ontology annotation, biological process: G protein-coupled receptor signaling pathway; homophilic cell-cell adhesion; cell surface receptor signaling pathway. Gene Ontology annotation, molecular function: calcium ion binding; G protein-coupled receptor activity; protein binding. The record is from RefSeq and is a predicted model, not a curated record.